CUGCUGCUCUGAGGCGUCAUCUAAUGUCAUCCCAGCGCACAACACAGCCAAACCCUACACAGUUAUGCCAGAUGAGGUUUACAAUAGUUCUUAUCCAAACAAUCUAACGGAGAUGACAAAUUUCUGAGAUUGCGAUGCUUCUUUUUCUCAAUGACUCACUUGCUCUGAAAACUGAUUCUGUCUUCAAAGCCUCCACUCGAACGAAAAGGAUCAAUGCUCGGCCUUGAUUCACCGCUGAUUCUCAAUUUCUGCAUGCUACUAAGAAUUCUUUCUUAUCUCAAUCUCCUCUGCACAGUCGCACGCCAGGUGCGCUAAUAUAAUCAUAUCGACCAAACCCAGUGCGCUGUUUUCUUUCGUUUACCCGAGAUCAAGAGCAUGGCUCUUACUCCACAAGCUCCAAGGUCUGAGCUAGAAGUCGAGGACUCUCCACAACUUCUUCCACAUGAGAAAUGUCCUCCUGACCAAGGACUUCGAGCAUGGCUGUGUGUAUUUGGAUCGUUUUGCGGGGUGAUGGGAUCGUUUGGCUACACCAAUAUCAUGGGUGUCUUUCAACAAUACUAUGAAGUCAAUCAGCUGGCCUCAUAUUCACCGUCGACAAUCUCAUGGAUAACCUCUCUCCAAACGUUUGUGUUGACUGCUGGUGCAAUCGUCGUUGGCCCUCUAUUCGACAAAUUUGGAUCCAAGCCAUUGAUAUUACCUGGCGUGCUUUUGAUGAUUCUCGGAGUGAUGACAACGUCGGUCAGCAAAGAAUACUACCAGUUUAUUCUCGCGCAAGGCGUAUGUACGAGCUUGGGCUCGUCGCUAGUUUUCACUACUUGCAUUGCAUCAGUGUCGACAUGGUUUGUGAAAAAGCGUGGCACAGCCUUGGGUAUCGUGACCUCUGGCGCUGCUCUCGGUGGCACGAUCAUGCCUUUGAUCUUUCAUUCCGUGAACAAUCGUGCGGGCUUUGGAUGGGCAGCAAGGUCACUUGGCUUCUUGAAUUUGGGUCUGGGUCUUAUUGCCUGCGUUUGUGUGAGUUCGCGCAUCCGCCCAAGGGGACGCGGUCGCAAGUCUGAAGAAUUAAUAGAGCAGUCUUCAUCAACAUAUGACGAAAAGCAGCCCUCUUGGUUUCGCCGGACGUACAUCACUCCUCUAUCUUCUCCUUCAUUUUCAUUUCUCACAGCAGCUGUAUUCUGUGUAUACCUCGGGGCGUAUGUCCCUCUCAACUAUCUGCCCAGUUUUGCUCGCGAUAGAGCGGCCUUUUCCGAAGAUAUGGCGGGGUAUCUUCCUUCCAUCCAAAUGGGCGCUACUACCCUGGGUCGCAUAUUACCUUCAAUAUUUGCCGACAAGGUUGGACGCUUUAAUGUUUUCAUAGCUGGAUCCUUUCUUGCUGGCAUAUUCACCCUUUCACUUUGGAUUCCCGCGCAUACCAAAGCUCAGGUCAUUGCCUACGGUGCUGUUUACGGUUUUGCAGCUGGUCCCACUACUGCAAUUUGGAUGGCCAUGAUUGCCGAGAUUUCACCAGUCCAGUCUAUCGGAGCACGCUUCGGUAUAUGCUCGGUAAUUGCAUCAGUGGCGGCUCUAACCGGUUCUCCAAUAUCUGGGGCUCUCCUUGGCGAUGAUCGAACUAAAUAUUAUGCAAUGGCUAUAUUUUCCGGGGUUCUAGUCUUGGUCGCUGCGGGCUUGGCAUUUGUAUCAAAGGCAGUGUAUAAAAAAGAUAACUGGCGAGCAUUAAUGUGAAAAGACAGCGAAUACGAAUAAUUAUAGUCAUUGCUAGAGUGAAAUUGAUGUUAAAGCGGAUUUAGCGACAAAAUAAAUGCAUUUAAAACCCUAAUAAUUAUAAACACUGCUUCACCAGUCCCGUCUAUACAAUAGAAUGCCUGUCUUGCAAGUUGAAGACUUCGAACUAAUCCUAUUUCUGAGGGUAUCAAAAGCGUCUGCUAUCAGUAUGGUUAUUGAUUGUAAAUGCUCUUAGCUUCUGUAAAGAUGGACGUCGAGACUGUUGUCUCGUGACAACUUUACCUUUUUUGUGGCCAACUAACGGAGCCGCUCCAAGUGUGGUCGGAUAUUUAG
This is a messenger RNA of Myxozyma melibiosi, 2052 nucleotides long. Its product is annotated as major facilitator superfamily domain-containing protein. The transcript is spliced from 2 exons. Gene Ontology annotation, biological process: transmembrane transport. NCBI's taxonomy places the organism in Eukaryota, Fungi, Ascomycota, Lipomycetes, Lipomycetales, Lipomycetaceae. The record is from RefSeq and is a predicted model, not a curated record. Gene Ontology annotation, cellular component: membrane. Gene Ontology annotation, molecular function: transmembrane transporter activity. The coding region runs from base 376 to 1719 and encodes 447 amino acids.